AAGACGCUGCAUAAUACUGUGCGCAACACUGGCCACGCCCACACUCCCGCCUGCUUUGCAGAGUCUAUUUUUGGCUUCUUUCCCCGACCCCAACCCCCCAGACGGCGGUGCACCACGCCUGGACGCGGCCCGCAUCGCUCCUCGAAACACGCAACAGGAUGGCUGAACAGCGGUUCGCCGAAUCUCGUCACCAAUGCAGGCUGGCGGAUGUUGAGGCGCGCUUGCUAAGCUCAUCGGUGGAUGCGAAAAAGCGAGUCAAAAAGGUCUGAAAUUGAUUCAGGAUUCUGGCGCGACAUUGACUCGAAAGUUGGCCGUUUUUGUGUGGCUCCGGUUCAUCCCAUGCGCGAUUCAGAACCCGGGACACGGAUGCCAACGACAACCCAGACUUGUCGCCCGACUCUUUAGGGGAAGCUGCAAGAUUGAAUUCCUAGGACAGAAAGAAGGCCGAGCAGUGAGAGCGGCACACACGCAACCAGAGAUGGGCAUGCUGUUCGCCUCGACGAACUCUGAGCCCCUCUCCCAACACCGUUGCAGCUCAGAUGACUGAGAAUGGCCGCGACACAUCAGCCACCCGAGCCCACCGUCUCCAGGGCUUCAUCGCCGACGGCGGCCCAACCCCCUAAUCAGCGCUCCCCGCCACGGCGGGCAUUGCCAGACCGGGACGUGGACGCCACCUCGAUAGAGGAUGCCUAUGUGGCAUUCAUCCUCUACUGCAACCCGGCAGUUCCUGCCGACACUGACGCGACCGCCUUGCGGGAGGCCUUUCGCACCCCUCCAAAGAGCGGAGGCAAGAGCUUCAGCACCUACACCCUGUUCGAGCUCAUCAAGCAGCUCGAGACCAAGAAGCUCAAGACAUGGGCCGAGCUGGCGUUGAAGCUGGGUGUCGACCCGCCAGACCAGGAGAAGGGGCAGAGCUCACAAAAGAUUCAGCAGUAUGCUGUCCGUCUCAAGAGGUGGAUGCAUUCCAUGCAUGUGGAUGCUUUUUUCGAAUACCUCAUCGGCCGCCCGUCUCCGUACUGGACCGAGAUCCCGCCGGAGCACAUUCCCGUCGCCGAGCUGGAGCGGGACGGUGUUGCUGCAGAGGAUGACAUGGCGCUGCGGGCGCUCCUGCCCCAGAUCAAACCGCGCCGGGGCCGAAAGAAACCCGAGGACGAGGAACCGGGCAAGUCACCCCCUCAGCGCCCGUCGCCGCAAAGAGACGAGGCUGGCGGUGGCAGGCCGGCCAACACGUCAGAACCAUGGACGGCGCAACCCGACGGGCGAGGUAGCGUCUUUCUGUUCCCGCCAGUGCCCGACCCCUCGAGGUUGCACCCGUCCGCACCCAGCUGGGGCAACGACGUCGCCCAAACGCCAAUGUCGGCCUACCCGGUCCCGCAGUCCGCAAUCACCCCAUCAUCCAGGAACGCGUUCUGGGCGGACGAGCCAAAGUCAGCCAUCACGCCCUCCAAGCCAAAAUCGGCAAGCAGACGACACGGAGCCAAGGUGGUUUCGUCGGCCUGGAGAAGCGGGGGUCUCGGCGCGGGCGGUAAGACGCGAGGUAGGCCGCCUAUCAACCGCGGAGGCAACGCCGAGGGGCCGUUCUCGGCGUUUCCAACAUCGGACGGGCCCGUCUUUAGGUUCCCCUCGCCAACUCCUGACAAGCGUCCUGCACCCGACUCUUCGGCAACCACGCCUACGAGCCAUCCGAGUGCGACAACCUCGGCCGCCGUGGCCCCGGGAGGUACGUCUCCCGCAGGUCCGCAAGCGCCCCCGCCGCAGCCGAAGCAGAACACAAGUAUUCUCUCGCCCAUACAAGAGUCGGCGGCCUCUCGGCCGGCUAAGCGAAGGAUGCUGUCAUUGCAAGUCCCGGAACGGAAGGGAGGUGAAGUUCGGCUAGCCACGCCCCCGCUCCCAGAACCGGCGACGCCGCCCGCGGUGAUGGUGAACGGACAGGCGCCCGAGCCGCAUCAAAGCCAGACCACAUCCCGGCCGCCCGAGGCGAACCAAACUAGCACCACCGUUUCUGGUGGUCCGAUCUCAGGAGCGAGCGGCGUGGAUUCGGCGGCAACGAGCGCCGCUGCGUCUUGGCGGCAACCCAUCUUCAGCCCAGCCUCUACGGACCGCACCAACGUGGCCGAAGUCGAGGCUCUUUUUGUGAGUAAGCUCCUCGAGGCCGAGUGGUAUGACGCGAACCAGUCGCGCAUACCGCCGUGCGGCCUCGACGAGGCGCUGGCCAUUUCGCAGACAGUCGUGGAGAACCUGCUCCUGGCCGCACCAAGCAAGGAAGCGUUUUUGAUCAACCUCUCCGGGCUCGUCGGAGGAGGGCUCUUGAUGCCCAAGAACUGCCUGCGCGUCACCCGCUUGGAAGAGCUCCCCGACCGGACGCAGUACUCGACGAGCUGGGAGCUGCGGUUUGGGAGUAUCGCGGGGACUUGGACCAUGGAGGAGACGGUGCCGCACGCGAAGUGGAAGAAGAGAGAACAAGACGAAGGUGCGGCGCCCGGCUCCGCAACACGGAACGGGGCUGCCGGAUCGGAAGCGGAGGAUUGGGAGAGGAAGUACAAGGAGGUGGCAGCCAUGCUGCGGCAGCGCGACGAGGAGUUGAUGCGGCUGAAGUCGAAGAUCGUCGAAUCGGUCAGGAAGAGCUGAACGAACUUACCACUUCUAGCGAAUUAGUGCGGAUACCCAUUCUGUUUUUGAUAUAUGGAGCGGGAAAACAAACAAGGGAAA
Molecule: messenger RNA, 2709 nt
Organism: Thermothelomyces thermophilus ATCC 42464
Lineage: Eukaryota; Fungi; Ascomycota; Sordariomycetes; Sordariales; Chaetomiaceae
Exons: 2
Coding region: 550-2628 (692 amino acids)
Molecular function (GO): DNA replication origin binding
Source: RefSeq, a predicted model, not a curated record